Aspergillus campestris IBT 28561 is the source of this 1284-nucleotide messenger RNA. RefSeq names its product P-loop containing nucleoside triphosphate hydrolase protein. The record is from RefSeq and is a predicted model, not a curated record. Gene Ontology annotation, molecular function: ATP binding; nucleic acid binding. The coding region runs from base 1 to 1284 and encodes 427 amino acids. NCBI's taxonomy places the organism in Eukaryota, Fungi, Ascomycota, Eurotiomycetes, Eurotiales, Aspergillaceae. The transcript is spliced from 4 exons.
AUGGAUGCCUCAAGACAAACCAGCAUCGUUCUCAAAGGAUCACCAAAACUGCCCUUACAGUUGGCUCCUCAAAUCGAGCGUUUGCUUCAUGGGAAGAUUGAACUUUGCGAAGUGCAAAGCCUCAUAAUCCCCCUGAUCGCGACGCAACGCGAUAUCCUGGCAAUUAGCACUCCAGGGCUAGGUGUCACCACCGCCUGUGUGUACGGGAUCAUGAACGCCCUCUGCUUGGAUGCAACUACUGAGCCGGGUCCAAAAGCCAUCAUCCUCCUCCCGACCAGAGAGCUGGCCAUCCAGGUGUAUGAAACCUUUGAGCGCCUGCGGCCUGCCCACAAGCUUCAGAUCCAGAUGAAGAUAUCACACAGUGACCAUCCCACCAGCGAUGGGACCUCCGCACACUUUGAUGUCGUCGUUGGGACGCCUGGAAAAGUCCUCGGAGCGGUCCAGUCUGGGGCGUUGUCUCUGGACUCGGUGAGAUACUACAUGUUUGACGAGGUGUGGAGCUUGCUCGGGGACACUGGUGAGGGGGAACAGCGCCUUGAUACCCUCGCCCGCCUGAUCGCUCCGAUACUAUCCCAGAAGAAGACCAUAAUUUUCACGAACAGGCUCGACGAAGCCGAAGCUGUGCAAGAGUCCCUCUCCGCGCGGUUCCCUGGUCGUGCAAUCGGGCUGUUGGCGAAAAGUAUCGGCACAUAUAACAGAGAAGUCCAUCUCGACGCCUUCCAGCGUGGGCAGUACUACGCACUCGUUACGUGCCGUCUGUUCUACGCAGGAGUCGACCUCAGCAGCGAGAUUUCAUGCGUGGUCUUCUACACCCCUCCUCCCACCAUAACCCACACCAUCACGGGUCGCCUCCGACUAACCGCGGCGGGCGGCGAGAUGAUCACCAUCCUGGACCCAGAGGCAAAGGAUGAAGUGGAGCGAAUGGAAUACAUCAGGGGAGAGUUACGCGAUCUUCAACACUCCCGCGCGUCUGUCUUCGACAAUACCACGGAUCUCCAGCCUUCUCUCAACAGCUCGACAGCGGCCAGCUCCAAACUCAUUAUCCGCGGGCUCGCAAACGAUGUGAAUGUCCGAAUCUUGAUGGGUGCGCUGCAGCAUUUCCGGCCAGUGCGCGUCCAAGUUGAACCGGCUAAGCUUAACAACCCAAAGAGUGUCACAACGGCCUUCGUCUGGUUCCCCACGGAGCCCCUCGCCACGCUUUGCCUGAGGGAGAUAGACGGGGCCCGCCUUUGCGGGACCAUGGUGAUGGCUGGGUACGCGCUGGAGAAGCAAGGAAAGAGAUAA